AUGCAGAACGGGGAACAGCGCCAGCAGGCCAGCGGACCAGUCACCACGCUAUUGCCACCGCCGAAAGCCCUGGACACCACAGGAGACGUAUGGCGAAGCUGGAAGACAUGGCGGCAAGAGUUCGAGCUCUUCGCAACGGCAACAUACCUGAACCAGCAACCGAAAGAGGUACAGGCAGCCACCUUUCUUAUGAUUAUCGGAGAGGACGCACGCAAGACGUACAGCACUCUUGAUUUUGCAACUGACGAAGAGAAGUCGGACGUAGAAGUACUGAAAAUGAAGUUUGAGGCAUUUUACAAACCAGCUCUAAACUUAGCCUACCAUGAGUUCCGCUUUGGAAAGUGCGACCAAAAGGACGGUGAAAGUUUCAAUGACUGGCUGACAGACCUCAGAGUGCUAGCAAAAAGCUGCGAGUUUGGGCAGCUUGAAGAGCGUAUGCUGAGAAGCCGUAUUAUUCUCGGAAUUAGAGAUAAAAAGCUGCAAGAAAAGCUAAUCUCCGAAAAUGCUUCUUUCACGAAGACCGUAGAAAUGUGUCGCUCUCGUGAACAUGGCAAAGAACAGUGUGAAGAGAUACAGGCGCGCCCGAAAAGCGAUUACGCAGCCGAGAUGAACGCGCUAUCUGAAGCGAAAGGUCAGCGUUGUACAAAGUGCGCAAAGGUUCAUCAGACCGACCGUGUGUGCCCAGCAAAGGGACGCACGUGCAGGAAAUGCGGUGGCAGAAAUCACUUUGCGAUAGCCUGCAAGAAGAUGCAAAAAAGAUUUCAUUCGAAAGAGCACGCAGUAGCAUCUGUCGAUGCAGAAGAAGGCGAUUUCUGGUUAGAAACGCUAUCGCAUGCCCGUGGGAAAGACGACCGCUGGACGGCCACCGUUGAGAUAGAAGGAAAGCCUAUUUUUUGCAAGUUAGACACAGGCGCAACAUGCUCGGUUAUAGCACGCAGCCAGCUGCAGAAAAUAACAAACAAGCAGCCACUUGAUUGCAACGUUGUUUUAAACACAUUUUUUGGCUUCCAGAAAAAAGCGACGAAACAAGUUCGUCUUGAAGUGGCAACGAGAGAAAGCAAGAUUCUGACAGAGUUUUUCGUCGUGGAUGACGAAAUCGCCGUGACCUUGAGCGGUACAGUUGCCGAAGAGCUUGGCUUGCUCCAACGUGUCUGCUCUGUCGACCAACUAGAGCUUUACGGCACUGCCAAGCCUUACGAAGACGUGUUUGAAGGUCUGGGUCAACUGGAGGGUAUUGUCUACCAUCUAAAGCUCAAGCCCGGGUCCCAGGGAGUAGUGAAACCAGCACGGCGGAUUCCAAUAGCAUUGCAAAGCAAGGUGAAAGCUGAGCUCGACCGCAUGGAGACUGCUGGAGUCAUCGUGAAAGUGACCGAGCCGACAGAGUGGGCCAGCAACAUGGUCGUUGUUACAAAAGGAGAGAAGGAGUCCGUCCGGUACUUGGGACACAUUUUGACGCGCGACGGCCUGAGCCUGGAUCCACAGCGGCUAGAAGACAUCUUGCAAGUCCAGACGCCAAGCAACCAGAAAGAGCUGCAGACGUUCCUGGGCAUGGUUUCAGACAGACGGCUGAGCCAAGUUCUACAAGAGACCGACCAGGACCCUGUGAUGGUGAAACUUCGACAGUACGCAAGCAGUCAGUGGCCGGAGAGCAAAGCUGACGUCAGCAGCGAGCUACGAUGCUACUGGAGCUUCCGCGACGAGCUGCAUACGCAAGAUGGCCUUGUAUUCAGGAGCAACCGCCUCAUCAUUCCGGCCAAGAUGCGCAGCGAAGUUCUUGCCUGCCUUCAUGCAGCGCAUGGGGGAGCAGAAAAAAUGAAAGCACGUGCUCGAGCUGUACUUUUUUGGCCUUCUAUAAACAGCGAUCUAGAGGAAGUUGCUCGACGCUGUGAGACCUGCCAAAAGCACAAGCCACGAAAUCGGCGCUUGCCAUUGAUGAACCAUGAAAUUCCUAGCCUACCCUGGGAAGUUGUGGGAGCCGACAUAUGCUAUCACAAUGCUACCGAGUACUUGGUGGUUGUUGACUUUUAUUCUUUCUUUUUCGAAAUCAGGCCCGUGAAGACGACAGCCGACAAGGUGAUUGCUGCCUUCGCAGACAUAUUCGCCACUCAUGGCUUCCCGCAGCGCCUAUGCACGGACAAUGGACCGCCAUUCAGCAGCCAGGACUUUCGUGAAUUUGUCGGUAAGAUUAGCUUGCACCAUGUUCGCUCCAGCCCCUAUCACCCUCGAUCAAACGGAAUGGCUGAACGUGCGGUGCAAGAAGCCAAAAAAUUGCUGAAGAGGUAUCGGUACGGCACAGUGGAUUUUUGUGCUGCAUUGCUUGAAUGGAGAAACACUCCUCGCGAUUCCUAUUUGAAAUCUCCAAUGCAGAGACUCAUGGGCCGAAAUGCGAGGACGCUGCUGCCAGUCACGGAAACCCACCUGCGACCGCAGACCAUACCGCCAGAGGAGGUUCAACGGCGGCUCCACGUCAUCAGAAGUAGACAACGUUCCUACUACAACAGGGGUACAAGGCCGCUACCAGGACUUCCUGAGGGCUCCCGCGUCACAGUGUACAACGUACCAUCAAAGACCUGGUCCCCUGCUACGGUUAUCAAGCCUGCCAACAGUCCGAGAGCCUACAUUGUUGAGACCGAAGAUGGACUCCAGUUGCAGCGCACCAGAGAACAUCUCCGUCUGGCCCCCACUCCACUGGUGCCCCCCACACAAGAACAUCAAGCUGACGUGGGCCCCGCCGAGCCACAACUACGCAGAAGCGAACGCAAUCGCCGGCCACCGCAAAGAUACCCCAUGCCGGAACUUUAGUCUUUUUGUUUGUUUAAGAAGGGAGAUGUGACAGUCAUGCACACGUGCGCCAGAUUGGGGGCAACGCCCCUCGGCAUAGAAUGUAUAUAUGAGAGCGCUAUCGUUCAAUAAACGUUCUUUCGACGCACAUGA
Messenger RNA from Rhipicephalus microplus (southern cattle tick), 2934 nucleotides. RefSeq lists its product as uncharacterized. Lineage: Eukaryota; Metazoa; Arthropoda; Arachnida; Ixodida; Ixodidae. The record is from RefSeq and is a predicted model, not a curated record.